UUUUCAUUCGCUGAUGUUGACAUUUGGCAUUCGUUGUCAUUUGAUCGAGCUGUCAAUUCGGGUAAAAAAGAUUCUAUUCUGAAAAUCAUCCUUCGCUGCUGUUGAAAUGUCUUCACGUCGUAUUGCACAGAGUUCUAUUAACUGGGCCUCUCUGGCUGAGCGUGUUCCUGCCAAUCAAAAGGCCAACUUUGCUGCUUUCAAAACCAAAUCUGACGCUUACUUGCGCAGUGUUUUGGCCAAUCCUGAAAACCCACCACAGAUCAAUUGGGCACACUACAAGCAAUUGAUUCCCAUUGCUGGUAUGGUUGAUUCCUUCCAAAAACAAUACGAUGCAUUGAAAGUGCCAUACCCAGCUGAUACUGUAACCCCACAAGUGGAAGCUCAAAUCAAGGAAACCAAGAGUGAAAUUGAUAACUUCAAAAAGAGCUCUGAAACCCGCAUUGCUGACUAUCAGAAGAGUAUUGACCACCUGAAAUCACUGCUGCCAUAUGAUCAAAUGACAAUGGAAGACUACCGUGAUUCAUUCCCUGAUCAGGCUUUGGAUCCCAUUAAUCGUCCAACAUUCUGGCCACAUGAUGCUGAGGAACAAAGAGACAACAAGGACAGGGUACAUGCUGAACAUUAAAUAUUGUUGCUAUUAUGUCGCGAGUAUUUCUUAGCAAAAAAUCCUUUACGGUAUCAAACGAAAUGUUGAAGUUUGCAAAUGAAAUUCAAUAAAUAUAUGUAGAAAAUUCAA
Molecule: messenger RNA, 736 nt
Organism: Rhagoletis zephyria (snowberry fruit fly)
Lineage: Eukaryota; Metazoa; Arthropoda; Insecta; Diptera; Tephritidae
Gene: ATPsynD
Product: ATP synthase, subunit D
Biological process (GO): proton motive force-driven ATP synthesis
Molecular function (GO): proton transmembrane transporter activity
Source: RefSeq, a predicted model, not a curated record